Prorocentrum cordatum is the source of this 188-nucleotide messenger RNA. NCBI's taxonomy places the organism in Eukaryota, Dinophyceae, Prorocentrales, Prorocentraceae. The record is from the annotation of a GenBank genome assembly.
GCGAGGAGUCCCAGUUCCAUGAGAGCAUCGGGUACCUGAGGCAGCUCGGGGCCCUCGACGAGACCAAGCCGGGCGCUCCGCAGGUGCUCAUCUCGAACUAUGUCAGCAGCCCCGCGAAUUGCCUGACGACUGGCGACCACUAUUCGGGAUGCCUGGCGGCAACUCUCAAUGAACUCUGGCUGCACGGG